This is a messenger RNA of Chenopodium quinoa (quinoa), 681 nucleotides long. RefSeq lists its product as uncharacterized. Bases 1 to 681 code for a protein of 226 amino acids. Lineage: Eukaryota; Viridiplantae; Streptophyta; Magnoliopsida; Caryophyllales; Amaranthaceae. The record is from RefSeq and is a predicted model, not a curated record. The transcript has a single exon.
AUGCUCAAAGAGGCCCUCCUCCCAGAAAUCAUUGAAAAUCAAACAAAGUUGUUGAGCACUUACAUGGCUGUAAAUGACAGGAAAUUCAAUGAGGUGAUGAUUCAUAAUAAGAUGCUAGAAAACCAAAUUUCUCAACUUGCCAAUGCCUUGAAAGACCAUGCUAGUCCUUCUUCUUUACAUUCCCAAGGUUUAUAUCCAAAGAGACCCGUGAAUGCUAUUGUUACAAGGAGUGGUAAGUUUCUUGAGGAGAGUUUGCCUAGGAAGAGUGGAACUAAGGAGGUCCCCAAGGAGGUCUUGGUAGAGGAUGAGAGAAAUGGUGCAUCUUUUAGUGAGGUUGUGAUUGAGACACCUAGAGAGGUGAGAGUGGAGAAAGAAAUUGUGAAACCCAAGCUUCCAUAUCCACAAAAAUUCAUGAGAUAUAGGUUGGAUGAACAAUUUGGAAGAUUUAUUGACAUGCUUAAGCAACUUCAUCUUUCUUUACCUUUUACCGAAGUUAUUACCCAAAUGCCCAACUAUGCAAGAUUCCUCAAAGACAUUUUGAGUGGUAGGAGCACUUCUGAUGUGGUGGAGACGGUCAACUUCACCGAGAAUUGUAGUGCAAUUAUAAUGAAUAAGAUGCCACCCAUGUUGAAAGAUCCCGGAAACUUCUCUAUCCCUAGUGUUAGCUUAAUGCCAUAUUAG